Molecule: messenger RNA, 1525 nt
Organism: Magnolia sinica
Lineage: Eukaryota; Viridiplantae; Streptophyta; Magnoliopsida; Magnoliales; Magnoliaceae
Product: UDP-glycosyltransferase 92A1-like
Exons: 1
Coding region: 1-1464 (487 amino acids)
Molecular function (GO): UDP-glycosyltransferase activity
Source: RefSeq, a predicted model, not a curated record
AUGGCUCACAGUCACAGACACCAUGUAUUACUAUUUCCUUUCCUUGCCAAAGGCCAUCUCAUACCUUUCGUAGCAUUAGCAAGGCUUCUCGAGCUAAAAACCAACUACGCCGUCACCAUCAUCACCACUCCAUUCAACAUACCAACCAUCCAAUCCUCCCUUCCCCCAACAUCCACCAUCCGCAUCGCAUCUCUCCCCUUCAACGGCUCCGAUCAUGGUCUCCCUCCUAACGUCGAAAACACCAACGCCCUGCCUUUCCAUCUCGUCAUCAACCUCUUGCAGGCCUUGGAAACUCUCCAGCCCUCCUUGGAACGCUUCAUCUCCGACAUCCAUCGCGAAGAUGGACACCCUCCUCUCUGCAUAAUCUCAGACAUUUUCAUGGGAUGGACCGUCCAGAUUGCAAACAAGCUAGACGUCUUCCAUGCAGUAUUCAUCUCCUGUGGGGCAUACGGUGGCGCCGCCUUAUGCUCGCUUUGGCUUAAUCUCCCGCAUUGCCGAAUUGACUCCGACGAAUUCCAGAUACCCGACUUUCCUGAAGCCGGCUACAUCGACAGGUCCCAGCUAUCCUACCAUCUCCGGAUCGCCGACCGCACGGACUCCUAUUCUCUGUUCCUCCAAAGACAGCUUUCACUCACCUUGCGGUCAGAUGGGUUUUUAUUCAAUACCGUGGAAGAUCUGGAGACUGCUGGGUUGGGAUAUUUCAGUAGGAAAACGAAUCGCCCCGUUUGGCCGGUUGGGCCCAUUGCUUCUUUUCUAAGAAACAGAGAAUGUGAUUCAAAUGAAGAUGGAGUAAUUUCUACAAAUAAUUGCAUUGAAUGGUUAAAUCUCCACCAUCCAUCUUCAGUUCUUUAUGUAUGUUUCGGGUCUCAGAACACUAUCUCUGCUUCUCAGAUGAUGCAGCUAGCUGUUGGACUGGAAGCGAGUGGCCAAAAUUUCAUUUGGGUCGUUAGGCCUCCACUCGGGUUCGACGUAAAUGGGGAUUUUAGAGUAGAAUGGUUGCCGGAAGGAUUUGAAGACCGAAUUACGGAAAGAAAUCAGGGGAUUCUGGUGCAGAAAUGGGCGCCUCAGACGGAGAUACUGUCGCAUGGGUCGACGGGUGCGUUCUUAAGCCAUUGCGGGUGGAAUUCGGUGGUGGAGAGUUUGAGUCGUGGGGUGCCCUUGAUUGGAUGGCCGUUGUCGGGCGAACAAUUCUACAAUUCAAAGAUGAUGGAGGAAGAGCUAGGUGUGUGCGCGGAGGUUGCGAGGGGGUUCGAUUCAGAGGUUUCGGGGGAGAAUGUGAAGAGGGUGAUAGAGAUGGUAAUGGGUGGGAGUGAUAGAGGAGAGGAGAUGAGAAGGAAGGCUUUGGGAGUGAGAGAGAUAAUGGAGGAAGCUGUUAGAGAGGAUGAAGGAUUCAAGGGCUCUUCUGUUAAGAUGAUUGAGGAAUUCAUCAGCACUCUUUCCUCCAUGAAGAAAACGGUACCAUGACUCCCUCCUUUUAUCUAUGUAAAUCAAUGCUCUUCUUUCUUCUUCUUCUUCCUGUGGGCCC